Lycium ferocissimum is the source of this 573-nucleotide messenger RNA. RefSeq lists its product as uncharacterized. Lineage: Eukaryota; Viridiplantae; Streptophyta; Magnoliopsida; Solanales; Solanaceae. The record is from RefSeq and is a predicted model, not a curated record. Bases 1 to 573 code for a protein of 190 amino acids. The transcript has 3 exons.
AUGGUAUUCAUCGAUCUUGAGAAGGCAUACGACAAAGUUCCAAGGGAGGUUCUUCGGAGAUGCUUGGAGGCUAGAAGGGUACCUGUUGCAUACACCCAGGCAAUCAAGGACAUGUAUGAGGGAGCCAAGACCAAGGUAAGGAUAGUGGGAGGAGACUCGAAGCAUUUCCCAGUAGUGAUAGGGUUGCACCGGGAAUCAGCUCUUAGCCCCGGAGUUAACUCUAGGCUGGAGGUUUGGAGACUUACUCUGGAGUCUAAAGGGUUCAGGUUGAGUAGGAUCAAGACGGAAUACUUGGAGUGCAAGUUCAGUAAUGUGUUACAUGAGGCUGACAUAGAAGUGAAGCUUGAUACUCAAGUCAUCCAGAGGAAAGGAAGUUUCAAGUAUCUUAGGUCUAUUAUCCAAGGAAAUGGUGAGAUUGAAGAGGAUGUCACAUACCGUAUUGGUACAAGGUGGAUGAAAUUGAGGCUCGCGUCCAGAGUCUUAUGUGAUAAGAAGAUGCCACCAAACUUUAAGGUUACAAAAAUGGUAGAGGAUUCAUAUGAAGACGCCAUUGCAGGACUGAAAAAGCUUUGA